Diuraphis noxia (Russian wheat aphid) is the source of this 858-nucleotide messenger RNA. RefSeq names its product RWD domain-containing protein 4. NCBI's taxonomy places the organism in Eukaryota, Metazoa, Arthropoda, Insecta, Hemiptera, Aphididae. The record is from RefSeq and is a predicted model, not a curated record. Gene Ontology annotation, molecular function: protein binding.
UUAAUUAUUAUGCCUUAAGAAUUACUCUCCUGUAUUAUUUUCCUCGUUGAUGAACUGAUAUUUUGUAUUUUUGUUGCUACUCAAUCGAUUUCUUUAAAUUAUCUUCAUUUUAAUACGUUAUUUUAAAUAAUGAUGUGCAUAAAUUACUCAAUCAUAUUAUUUAGUCACAUUUAGUUUUUUUUUAAAUAAUUGCAUAUAAGUAAUCAUAGAUAAAUAUGGACGAAGACUGUUCCGUGCUCCAAGAAGAAGAAAGAGAAGCCUUGCUUUCUAUUUAUGAUGGCGAUGAAGCUUUUAAGCAAGUUUCUCCUACUGUUUAUCAAUACAAGUAUGGAGAAGAUAACGAUAAUAAAUCUUUUCUAUUGGAGGUUGAAUGGCACAACAAUUAUCCAAGUGAAGCACCUAAAAUAAAUUUAGACAUGUUCUACAAUAAACACAUAGUAAGUUCAGUCAAAGAAAAUAUUAAAGAUAAAAUUUCAAAAGAGGCUGACCACUAUUUGGGAGAGUCUAUGACAUUCACUCUUUUUGAAUUUCUUAAAGAUUUUGCUGAGGAACUCGUUGCUGAUCAACCAGAAAAAGAAGUUACUGAAAGUAUAACUAAACUUUCUAUAGAUGAUGAYGAUUCUGCAAAAAAGACAACAAAGAAAGAAGUUAUGAGCAAAUCUCAAAAGAGAAAACAAUGGGAUCGUUUAGAUUCCAAAGGAGAAAAACCACGAGGAUAUGAUUGGAUAGAUGUUGUCAAACAUUUAUCACAAACGGGAUCAUCCAAGGUAGAAAUAUCUACGUAAUUAAGUUAAAUAACACUGUGAUAUGAAUUAUGAAUUUUUAUGUUUUUGUGAAAAAAUAUUUUCAUUUACAAUA